This is a messenger RNA of Eruca vesicaria subsp. sativa (arugula), 1025 nucleotides long. NCBI's taxonomy places the organism in Eukaryota, Viridiplantae, Streptophyta, Magnoliopsida, Brassicales, Brassicaceae. The record is from the annotation of a GenBank genome assembly.
AUGUUGUCAUCUGUCAAGUCUCAGUCUGCUAAUGGGGUUUCUCCCGCUGAGUUUGUUAAUGCUUUGGUCAAUGGGUUUGGUCAGCCUUCUCAAUGGAUUGAUUCUGACGAAACUGCUGCCCCUGUAUCUGUUAAAUGGAAGGAUCUUGGGCUUGCUGUCUGCUCUACUGUUUUUGUAUCUUGUGGUUGUUCCACGAUGUUGGGACCUAUGGACACUGAAUUGAAGGAAAGGAAAAGGGCAGUCUACAGAAAACGUACAAAGCCUGGUGAAGGCGUUCGUCCGGAUGAGGUAGAUGAUUCACAAUCAGAAGAGAAAACUGAUACGGACAAGAACAUGGCGAUAAUGUUUAAUAUCUUACGCCAGAAGAAGCGUGUGAGGCUAGAGAAUUUGGUGCUCAACAGAAGAUCAUUUGCACAGACUGUAGAGAAUUUUUUCGCUCUGUCUUUCUUGUCCAAAGACGGUCGAGUAGAGAUCAUUGUUGAUAAGAAUGGCUCACAUUUUGCCUUGCCGAGAAACGCACCUGCUGCGAACCUGGUGGCGUCAGGGGAAGUCACUUACAACCACUUUGUGUUUAGAUUUGAUUUCAAAGACUGGAAGAUGAUGUCUGAAAUGGUGCCUAUGGGCGAAGAGCUAAUGCCACACAGAGAAACUGCGGUCGCUUCAUCUUCUUGUCCCCCUGCACCAGGAGACAUCCCACAGGAUUCUCAGACAACACCGAUAAGAAAACUCUCGAGAAACAGAGGUUUGAUUGUACAAGAAGACACUGUUGUAGAAGAUUCUCCUGACGUUGAGGGUGAUGGAACUCGAAGGAGGUGUAAGUGGAAACUCACUUGAGAAGAUGAGUCUCAUUGUAGGGAGUAUAUAGAGUAGUGAUUAAAGAAAAACUCAUUUUGCUGUUUGAUUUUGUGACAUUUAACUUAAUGUCUUCUUUAGGAUUUGUUUUGUUCAUCGUAGGUUCUUACCAGUUAAGUGGCUUUCGUUGACUCUAGAAGGUGUUCCUUCUUUUAUUUGAUGAUUAAGAGAGA